AAACUAGCUGUGUGAAACACGACCCCAUUGGACUCGCCUUUUUCUUGUGUAGUUGGAACCUUUUCCUUUGGUCUUCUCUGUUCCUCUGUUCCUGUCUCUGGUUAUUGUUGUUGUGACUAAGGAACAAGAUCAAGGGGUUGCUUCCCUUAAGAGGAUUUUCAUUGGACUGUGCUUUCUUUUCAUAGUUUUUGCCUCUGAAAUGGAGAGAGAUUUCAUGGGUCUCAGCUCGAAAGAACCACUCGCUGUAGUCAAGGACGAGACGAACGAUGAUGGCUGCAAAGACUCAGGCUUCACGAAGGGUUCGGUUGCACAAUGGCCUUUUUCGAACAAAGUCUCUGCCCUUCCACAUUUGAUGUCUUUCAAAGUUUCACAAGAUGAUAAUACUAAGAAAAUGGUGUCUGAUCCCAUAUCUUCUGCUGGGUUUAUGAGUAUCUUAAGUCAAGAUGCAUUAGACUAUAGUCAAAAGCGAUCUGCUGGUGAACCACAGAAAUCUUUCAAUCACGAUGGGCAAGGUGGCCUUCAUUUUUCGCUGACUCCAUAUCCUGUACAAUAUGAUGUGAAUUCUAUGAAUCGUCCUCAUGAUGCGAAGAUAUUUUCAGUUUCCAAUCAAGCAAUUUCAGUUUCCUUGGGGAAUCCAUUCCUGAAGAAUCAUUUUGCAACUGCUGGUCAGAAUUUGAAUGGGACUAAUAUGAAGCUGCCGUUACUUGGGGGAAUACCUGUUACAGCACCUCAUUCAGUUCUUCCCACCAUUGGUGCUGUUGCUGGAACAACAGAAUCAUGUGUGAAACCAUCUGCGCCUUCUGCUCAACUUACCAUCUUCUAUGCGGGAACCGUCAAUGUCUUUGAUGAUAUCUCUGCUGAAAAGGCACAAGCUAUCAUGUUGUUGGCUGGUAAUAGCUUAUCUGCAGCUUCUAACAUGGCACAGCCAAAAGUUCAGGUGCCCGUCUCAAAGUUGGCUGCCGGUGACGGUGUGCCUGUGAGUCAACCUGCAAAUACACCGCGUGGCUCUGGUCUUUCAAGUCCUUUAUCAGGGAGUGGCUCAACUAGCACCGAUGAAUUUCUGGCAGCUAAAACAACUGGAGUUCCCACCACUCCUGUUAGCAAUGUUGAGCCUCCUAAGGUAGUCAAUGCAACCACUAUGUUGACAUCAGCUGUGCCUCAGGCUCGGAAAGCAUCCUUGGCUCGGUUUUUAGAAAAACGCAAGGAAAGGGUGAUGAGUGCUGCACCAUAUAACCUCAACAAGAAGUCUGAAGAGUGUGCCAAUGAAGAAUACAAUGGUGCUAACUAAUACACUCUCAACCAAGCACGAAAUAGUAACCCGUCUUUAGGAAUCUAUAUUUCAGAGAAAGAUAUUGUUGUAACUUUAAAAUGUUGUAAGCAGUUGCUUUUAUUUUUCGUUGAUCACAAGUUAUGCUGACAUUCUCAAGUACCAGACUAUGUUCAAUACAUAGGUAGGUUAUUACCAUAAAUAUUUUUGUGGUGUAGGGCUUUUACCCUAUUAUUUCAAAGGUGGGUUGAAUUUUAGCUUCCAACAUUGUAUCAUUGGACGACUAUGUAACUCUCACGAUUUGUUACAUUUGAAGUAAAAGCCCAGUUAUAUUUUUCACU
This is a messenger RNA of Abrus precatorius (Indian licorice), 1608 nucleotides long. Its product is annotated as protein TIFY 6B-like. Gene Ontology annotation, biological process: regulation of jasmonic acid mediated signaling pathway; response to wounding; regulation of defense response. Gene Ontology annotation, cellular component: nucleus. The coding region runs from base 200 to 1288 and encodes 362 amino acids. The transcript has 7 exons. The record is from RefSeq and is a predicted model, not a curated record. Lineage: Eukaryota; Viridiplantae; Streptophyta; Magnoliopsida; Fabales; Fabaceae.